CAGUGUUAUCAGCAUCCUCCACGGACUUCCUCAUCUCCUGCCCAAUCUGGUCAGCCCCCGCGUGCUUUAGCAUCCUCAAACAGAAACCUGGUAGGCUGAGGCAGGGACAACGCCCUGCAGCCAACCCCCUUCUCUUGCGCCAAGGCACUCUGUGCAGCUCUGACGGAGCUGCAGCUGAAAUUCGGAGGCCGAGAUGAGGCCCCGACUGAAGCCUGAGGCUACGGUGCUCCACCCGGCCUGGCCAGUCCUGCUUCUGUGGGUCUCAGCCCUGAGCUGUUCUAUCUCUGCGCUGGCUUCCCUCUCUCCUUCUCUGGUACCCCAAGUCAGAACCAGCUACCAUUUGGGAAGAACUUUCUUCGGUCUUGAUAAAUGUAAUGCCUGCAUCGGGACAUCUAUUUGCAAGAAGUUCUUUAAAGAAGAAAUCAGAUUUGACAACUGGCCGACCUCCCCCCUGGAACUGCCUCCAGACAACUUGCCUUUCUACUUCGCAAAUUAUUCCGAUGACUCCAAGACCUGGCGCCCGGUGGAGCUCUCCAGGUUGAUCACCAAACACCAAAAUGAGAUCUCGGACCAGAGAAUCUGUGCCUCUGUUGGGGCUCCGAAGACCUGCAGCAUUGAGCGCAUCCUACGGAAAACAGGAAGGUUCCAGAAAUGGCUACAGGCUAAGCGUCUGACCCCAGACCUUGUGCAGGGUCUGCCCAGUCCCCUCCUGCGCUGCCCAUCACAGCGACUUCUGGACAGGGUAGUCAGGCGCUACGCUGAGGUGGCUGAUGCCGGCAGCAUAUUCAUGGACCACUUCACAGACCGAGACAAGUUACAUCUGCUCUACACGCUGGCUGUCAAUGCUCACCCCAUCCUCCUACAGAUCUUCCCCGGAGCAGAGGGCUGGCCGAUGCCUAAGUAUUUGGGCUCCUGUGGCCGAUUCCUGGUCAGCACCCGCACCAGUCCAUUGCAGGAAUUUUAUGGGGCACCUCCAGACCAGGCAGCUGACCUGGCCUACCAACUCCUCGGUGUCUUGGAGUCGCUGCGGAGCAACGAUUUAAACUAUUUCUUCUACUUCACCCACGUGGACCCAGGCAUGUUUGGCAUCUUCAACAAUGGGCAUCUGUUCAUCCGGGAUGCCAGCGCACUGGGUGUCAUCGACAAGCAGGAAGGGAGCCAAGUAGCCACCAAGGUGGGAGAGAAUAAAGACAUCUUCAGCUGUCUCGUUUCUGGCUGCCAAGACAAACUGCCCUCCUGUGACACCGUUCCUGAGAAACAGAGCCUGGUGCUGGUGUGUCGACAGCUACUGCCUCGACUUCUCCAGGAGAAAUUCCCCUCCCCAGUGCAGGAGGAGAUCAACAGGAUGCUUGCUCGGUGUGGUGAGGACACCUUCCCAAAUUCUGAAAUUCUCAGAGCUGCCAACCAGCUGAAGGACAUCUUGAGGCCCCUAAGGACCUGUGACCCCAGUUUCGCCUACCGCUACCCAGACUGCAAAUAUAAUGAGAAAUUCUGAGAGUGCUAGCAUCAAGCUGGCCUCCAGGGGCAACAUCCUUAACCCAGCUCCCCCUCCUCCCCCCUGCCCCUACUUUCUCCAGUCAAGUAGCUGCAAGGUUGGGAAAAAAAAAAUGCAGCUCUGGGGAAACUAGGUGGUGGCUCACCUGGCAGAGUACAUUUGUUACUGUGUGCCAGGACCCAGGUUCAGGCCCCCAGUCCCCACCUACAGAGGUGGACGAGUGGUGUAGUAGUGCUGUGGGUCUCUCUCUCCUAUCUCUAUUUCUGUCUUUUAUCCUCUAUCAAGCAGAAAGAAAGAAAGAAAGAAAGAAAGAAAGAAAGAAAGAAAGAAAGAAAGAAAGGAAGGAAGGAAGGAAGGAAGGAAGGAAGGAAGGAAGGAAGGAAGGAAGGGGGAAAAUGAUCACCAGGAGUGAUGGAGUCAUGUAGACAUCAAGUUCCAGUGAUAACCCUGGUAGCAAAAAAAGAAAGGGAAAAAAAAAAGAAAGAAGGAACUAAUAAUAAUAAUAAUAAUACUAUCAUUAAGGCAGCUAUGUUUUUAGACAGUAGGAGAAAUGCACGUCUGUUUCCCAGAGACUGAGGGACAGCGGUGUGCAAUGUUGUCCCCCACUGCUGGAAUAGCAUAGGACACCCGGAGGUUGGGGAGGGCAUCAGAGGACCCAAGUGUAGACAGACACUCACUUGACCUCCUGGAGUCUCUCUGGCCUCUCCUCUGCCAGACCCCAAAGUCAGUGAGAGAAGCCAGUUAGGAGCUGGGGACAACUAACUGCUUUACAAAGUGUGUUCUGGCCACCUGCCGAGGCAGGGAGAUUGAGAUGAUAAGAGUCAGGGAGGCUGGGGCAGGGUGGAAAGGGGAGUGGGAGGUUGGAAUGAAGGGGAAUAGGUGGGGGAGGUGAGGCUGUGGCACGUUAGCACGUUAGCCUUCCUGCUCCCAGCACCCCAUCCCAGCCUUCCACCAGGGGUGAGAAGACCACUGGCCAAGGGUACAAGUGGACAGGGCAUUCAAAGCACCUCAUGGUGUAGGAAGGAAUCACAAGUAGGAAAGGGACAGGGGAGUGGACAAUGUGUUCAUCUGGAUCCUCUGAGAAGCAGGUGUCAAGACAGAGUGAGAUGAGCAAGGACUGUGACCUGGGAAUUGGUGCAGUGGAGAAAGUAUUUAACUGGCAAGCAUGAGGUCUUGAGUUCGAUCCCUGGCAUCCAGUCUACCAGAGUAGUGCUCUGGUUCUCUCUCUCUCUCUCCCUCUCUCUCUCUGUCUCUUUCUCUCUCUCUUUUAUAAAUAAAUAUCCGUUAGAGGUCUGCACCCCACCUUUUCAUCCAGCUGGCUGGGAGCUCCCCAAGAAUGUCCCUUUGUGCCCCACAUAAUAGCUGUCACAAGCAAGGACCUGGGUUCAAGCUCCCCACCUAUAAGGGAGAAGCUUCACAAGCAGUGAAGCAGUGCGGCAGAUGUUUCUCUCCCUCUCAGUUUCCCUAUCCCUUCUCAAUUUCUCUCUGUCCUAUCAAAUUAAAAAAAAAAUCUGGCACAGGAUUGGGAACAGAACAGGAGCUGGGGAGGUUCUCCUGCUGAAGAUGCUGAAGACAAAGACUUUGUUCUCUAAAUCUUUUCUCUGGGUGUUUUGCACAUGUCAUGUGUUACAGAACCUCAUCCCCCAAAUCUAUAGGUUGAAAACCUUCCUCCUCCCCCCACCAAGGUGAUAGUGUAAAGAAACCAGCUUUUGGGGGAGUCGGGCGGUAGCGCAGUGGGUUAAGCACACGUGGCAGUGAAGCGCGAGGACCGGCGUAAGGAUCCCGGUUCAAACCCCCGGUUCGAGCCCCCAGCUGCCCACCUACAGAGGAGUCACUUCACAAGCGGUGAAGCAGGUCUCCAGGUGUCUAUCUUUCUCUCCUCCUCUCUGUCUUCCCCUCCUCUCACCAUUUCUCUCUGUCCUACCUAACAAUGACGACAUCAAUAAUAAGUACAACAACAAAACAAGGGCAACAAAAGGGGAAAAAAAAAAAAGAAACGAGCCUUUGGGAGACUAUUAAGUAAUGAAGGUGGAACCCUCAAUGGAGGGAUCAGUGUCCUAUGGAGGGGACCCCCUAGAGAUAUUUCUCCCCUCCCACUACGUGAGAACACCACAACCGGGUACCGACUAUGAACCAGGAAGCAGACUCUCAUCAGACGCCAAAUGGCUGGCACUUAUUUCUUGAACUUCCCAGACCUGUGAGAAAUAAAUGUUGGUUGUGUAAAUAAAUGAGCCGCCCUGUCUGUGGUAUUUUGUUAUCUCAGCUUAGACGGACUGAGCCACCAUGCUGAGUACAGAUGGACAAAGCCACUUCCUCCAGAGUGACUCUUUCUCCUAACCAGCAAGGAGGCAGGUGAGCCAACACACAAGUGACUUCAAACAGAACAAAGUCACUUUGGCCUAUUCUCAGUCCAUGUGAGUACUGUUUUGAGUUUCACCAGCCACUGCCUUCAGAAGCAGGUCUCGAAUUUGUACAAAAUGAAAGUGUGGGGCCUCCUGGUAUUAAACAUUGCAAGAUGGACAGUUUAGAAAAAGAAUAGUGCUGUGCAUAAAGAAAGUGUUGUAUCCUUGAGCAUGAAGUCCCAAGUUUGAUCCCCAGCACCACAUGUGCAGCACUCUGGUUCUCUCCCAGCUUCUCAGAAAUAAUAUCUUUUUGUUUGUUUGUUUUAAUAUUUAUUUUCUUUUGUUGCCAUUUUUUAUUGUUGUAGUUAUUAUUGUUGUUGCUAUUAAUGUCAUCGUUGUUGGAUAGAACAGACAGAAAUGGAGAGAGGAGGGGAGACAGAGAGGGGGAGAGAAAGAUAGACACCUGCAGACCUGCUUCACCGCCUGUGAAGCGACGCCCCUGCAGGUGGGGAGCCGGGGACUCUAACCGGGAUCCCUAAUGCCGGUCCUUGUGCUUUGCGCUGAGCUACCGCCCGACUCCCAGAAAUAAUAUCUUUAAAAGACUGCAAGAUGGGGACAGUGGAGUGUCAGAUUAAGCAUGAGCCCCAGUAAACUGCAUUAAUUCGCAUGCCUGCGAAGCUAAUAUCUGAGAGCCCGAGAAUCCCAAUUCUUCUUAAACUUGGCAUCGAAUUUGUUUGGAUUAUCCAGAUGUCUCAUUUGACUUUCAAAACCAAGGGGAGCACAUAUGGGAUCUGAGAUGAUUUAUGGUUUUCUUAAAGACUUAUUUAUGGGGCCAGGGGCUGGUGCACCUGGUAAAGCACACAUGCUACAAUGCACAAAGGUCUGCGUUCAAGUCCCCAGAACCCAUCUGCACCCCCCACCACCGGCAAAACUUCACAAGCAGUGCUGUAUCUCUCUC
Messenger RNA from Erinaceus europaeus (western European hedgehog), 4795 nucleotides. It is a transcript of the gene DIPK2B, whose product is annotated as divergent protein kinase domain 2B. Bases 194 to 1495 code for a protein of 433 amino acids. The transcript is spliced from 5 exons. NCBI's taxonomy places the organism in Eukaryota, Metazoa, Chordata, Mammalia, Eulipotyphla, Erinaceidae. The record is from RefSeq and is a predicted model, not a curated record.